Tripterygium wilfordii is the source of this 763-nucleotide messenger RNA. RefSeq names its product psbP-like protein 1, chloroplastic. Gene Ontology annotation, biological process: photosynthesis. Bases 1 to 672 code for a protein of 223 amino acids. The transcript is spliced from 7 exons. Lineage: Eukaryota; Viridiplantae; Streptophyta; Magnoliopsida; Celastrales; Celastraceae. The record is from RefSeq and is a predicted model, not a curated record. Gene Ontology annotation, cellular component: photosystem II oxygen evolving complex; extrinsic component of membrane; photosystem II. Gene Ontology annotation, molecular function: calcium ion binding.
AUGGCGUCCCUUCAGAGCUCGCCUUCAAUUCACCGUACAUUGUUCCUCAAUUCUUCUCCUCAGUUAGGUUUGCGUACGCACGGCACGUUCCCUUGCUGUAGACAAGGCAUUCCCUAUCUCAUUCGGGCUAAGCAGACUGCAGCUCCAGCUUCUCAUUUUCAUGAUAGAUCUGGAAGACGCCAAUUUAUUACUGUUGGGGUCAUUGUCCCAUUGUUUUCUUUGGUUAAUCAUACUUCUUCAUCAUUUGCUGCAGAAACCAAAAAGGGAUUUCUACCAGUCAACAAAAACAAGGACGGAUACUCUUUUCUCUAUCCUUUUGGGUGGCGGGAAGUGAUUAUCGAAGGUGAAGAUAAGGUCUAUAAAGAUGUCAUUGAGCCAUUAGAAAGUGUCAGCAUAAAUUUUGUCUCAACAAAUAAAGAGGACAUUAGAGACUUUGGGCCUCCACAACAGGUUGCUGGAACUUUCAUUAAAACGUUUUUGGCGCCUUCUUCCCAGAAAACAAAACUAAUUGAGGCGUCAGAGCAUGAUGUUGAUGGAACUGCUUAUUACACAUUUGAGUUCAUUGCUCAGGCUCCAAAUUAUACUCGUCAUGCCCUUAGUACAAUCUGCAUCGGCAAUGGUAUGAAACAUAUCUAUGCUCAAUGGGUCAAUUUUUUCACAUCAAAUGCAUGAACAUUGUGAGCACUCUUUUUCUGCUGAAUGCUGAUUGGAUCUUGAGAAAAGAAAUUAUUUCGAAAUAUUAUGCACAGGAACUAAACGAUAU